CAGCAGAAGGUCAAACCAAACAAACACUUAAUGCAAGAUUGACCAAUCAAAUGCACGAACUCGUCUCCGUGGAAACGGUAAACGCUAAAACAGGAAAGACCAAAACAGCGCUCCCGAAAUACAGGUGGUUUUAGCACAUUAAUCAUCGUUUUGUUUCACUUCUCUAUAUAGGUGUAGGAUGGCAGGUACAUCGCGACAUGACCGAGAGAUGGCAAUUAAUGCCAAGAAGCAGCUGACAGAUUGCACAGACCCCAUUGAACGACUAAGGCUGCAGUGUUUGGCACGAGGGUCUGCAGGCAUCAAGGGACUGGGCAGGACUUUUAGGAUCAUGGAUGAUGACAAUAGUCGCACACUGGACAUGAAGGAGUUCCUGAAAGGCCUGAGUGACUACGGUGUGCUCAUUGAGAAAGAAGACGCUGUUAAACUUUUCCAGCACUUUGACAGGGACGGAAGUGGUUAUAUUGACUUUGAUGAGUUUCUUUUGUCUCUGAGGCCAGCCAUGUCUAACGCCAGAAAGGAGGUGGUGUUACAGGCAUUCAAAAAGUUAGAUAAGACCGGAGAUGGUUUAAUUACAAUAGAGGAUCUGAGAGGAGUAUACAAUGUCAAACAUCACCCCAAAUAUCAAAACGGUGAGUGGACCGAAGACCAAGUAUUCCGCAAAUUCUUGGACAGUUUUGACUCUCCGGAUGACAAGGAUGGGAAGGUGACAAAAGAUGAAUUCUGGAACUAUUACAGUGGAGUCAGUGCUUCUAUCGAUAGUGAUGUGUAUUUUAUUUUAAUGAUGAAGAAUGCAUGGAAGUUAUGAAGGGUUAUUUAAGUUAGGGUUAAUAAAUUUGACACAAAUUUGUUGGAUAUUAACAAUAAAUCUGGAAAAUGAAAUAAUGGAAGUACUGUAGACGCUUGAAUUAUGUGUAAAAUGUGUGAGCUUGCUUGUGUUACUGGCAAGUGAAUUGUUUUUAAUUGUUAAUUGUUUAUUUGCACCAUAACUAAAACCAGUGUGGUAUGGUGAUAUAUGGAAGUCUUGUGAGUCUUCAGAUUUAGUCAUGCAUGUUCUGGCAAAUGCUAUUUUACAAAAAGUGAUUCAUUUAAUAAAUUUUUAAUUAUGGU
This is a messenger RNA of Pimephales promelas (fathead minnow), 1107 nucleotides long. RefSeq names its product calcyphosine like b (gene capslb). Gene Ontology annotation, molecular function: calcium ion binding. NCBI's taxonomy places the organism in Eukaryota, Metazoa, Chordata, Actinopteri, Cypriniformes, Leuciscidae. The record is from RefSeq and is a predicted model, not a curated record.